This is a messenger RNA of Columba livia (rock pigeon), 3622 nucleotides long. It is a transcript of the gene RIC8A, whose product is annotated as RIC8 guanine nucleotide exchange factor A. The coding region runs from base 278 to 1900 and encodes 540 amino acids. Gene Ontology annotation, biological process: G protein-coupled receptor signaling pathway. The record is from RefSeq and is a predicted model, not a curated record. Gene Ontology annotation, molecular function: guanyl-nucleotide exchange factor activity; G-protein alpha-subunit binding. The transcript is spliced from 11 exons. Gene Ontology annotation, cellular component: plasma membrane; cytoplasm. Lineage: Eukaryota; Metazoa; Chordata; Aves; Columbiformes; Columbidae.
GCCCGGGCCCGCGGCAGCGCAGGGCGGCGGCAGCGCCGGGGGGCCGGGCCGGGCCGGGCAGGAGGCGCGGCAGGAAGCCGGGGCGGCGGGGAGGAAGGUGCCGCCGCUUCCUUUCCCUUCCCUCCGCCCGCCGCGCGGGCCGGGCUCCAGCGCAGCGCAGCCCGCGGCCCCGGCCCGCUCCGAGGGACUGACGUGCCGCAGAUCGGUUAUCGGGAGCCCUGGCAGCCCCUCGCCCCCUCCUCCCGCUUUCACCUCUUGCCGAAGCUGAGCCGUGGCGAUGAUGGAGCUGAGGACUGUGGUGGCCACGCUGGAGGGCGGGGAGCAGGACACGGUGCUCAAGGUGCUGCAGGUCUACAACCGCGAGAAAUCUCAGUGCUUCACCUUUGACGAUGAGGAGCGGGAGGAGAGGAAGAAAAUGGCCCAGCUGCUGAUCAAGUUCCUGGAAAGAGAACUGCAGCCGUCCUGCCAGGUCACCUGCUUGGAAAGCAUCCGCAUCCUGUCCCGCGACAAGCACUGCCUGGAGCCCUUUGCCACCAAGGGGGGCCUGAGGACCCUCUCCCGCCACGCUGGCAUCGAUUACUGCGAGGAGCUCAUCCGGGAGGUCCCGGACUUGGAUGUGAUCCUGGAAUCCCUCAAGUGUCUCUGCAACAUCGUGUUCAGCAGCCCCAGGGCGCAGGAGCUGACAGCCGAAGCCCGGUUGGUGGUGGGCCUGGCCGAGCGCAUCAAGCUGUACAACGAGAGGAGCCUUCCCCACGACGUGAAGUUCUUCGACCUGCGGCUGCUGUUCCUGCUGACGGCCCUGAGGGUGGAUGUGCGGCAGCAGCUGGCGCAGGAGCUCAGGGGCAUCGGCCUCAUGACGGACACCCUGGAGCUGACCCUUGGCGUGAAGUGGCUGGACCCCUACGAGGUCGCCACCGAGGAGGCGCUUCUCCCACCCUUGCCUCGGCAGGAGACGGAGCGAGCCAUGGAGAUCCUGAAGGUGCUCUUCAACAUCACCUUUGAUUCCAGCAAGAGGGAGGUGGACGAGGAAGACGCAGCUCUGUACCGGCACCUGGGUGCCCUCCUGCGGCACUGCCUGAUGAUCCGUGCUGACGGAGAGGAGCGCACGGAGGAGUUCCACAGUCACACCGUUAACCUUCUGGGCAACCUGCCCCUGAAGUGUCUGGAUGUGCUGCUGACCCCGAAGGUGCGGCCGGGCUCGCUGGAGUACAUGGGCGUCAACAUGGACGCGGUCAGCGUCCUGCUGGGCUUCCUGGAGCGGCGCCUGGACAGGGGCCACAAGCUGAAGGAGAGUCUGACCCCGGUGCUGAACCUGCUGACCGAGAGCGCCCGCGUCCACCGCCAGACCAGGAAGUUCCUCAAGGCGAAGGUGCUGCCACCGCUGCGGGACGUGCGGAACCGGCCGGAGGUGGGGAACUCGCUGCGCAACAAGCUGGUGCGUCUGAUGACCCACAUCGACACCGACGUGAAGCACUGCGCGGCUGAGUUCCUCUUCGUGCUCUGCAAGGAGAGCGUGUCGCGGUUUGUGAAGUACACGGGCUACGGGAACGCGGCUGGGCUGCUGGCAGCACGAGGCCUCAUGGCUGGCGGCCGGGAGGAGGGCGAGUACUCGGAAGACGAAGACACGGACACCGAGGAGUACAAAGAGGCAAAGCCCAACAUUAACCCUGUGACGGGUCGUGUCGAGGAGAAACUGCCCAACCCCAUGGAAGGGAUGACUGAAGAGCAGAAGGAAUAUGAAGCCAUGAAGUUAGUCAACAUGUUUGACAAGUUGUCCAGAGAGCAAGUCAUCCAGCCCAUGGGCAUCACGCCGAGCGGCACCCUGGCCCCCAUGGAGAACGCCCUCCGCGACAUGGCCGACGAGAGGUCGUCCUCCGACUCGGACCUGGGGCUGGACUGACCGCGAGCGCUGGGGAGCCCCCCGCCCCCCCAGAACUGGGGCUGCACCCGGGGCUGGUGCCAGGCCAGGGCUCUCCUGGGGGCGGCACCCAGCGCGGAGCAGGGACACCUCCUGCCUCUCGGAGCGCCACAGCCAGGACCAGGAACACUCCUGCCUCUGCCAGCCCCCCGGGGACAGAAACACCUCCUGCCUGUCCCAGCCCCGCAGCCACCGCUCCUUCCAGUCUCUCCAUGGCCCGGCUCCCCCGCCGUCUCUCCUGCCAGCAGCCGCGAGAUUUCGUACCCCAAAUUGCUUCCAGGACUUUGCAGCAGGAUUUAUUUUUUAAUACAUGGUAUGUGGGGAGAAGGGUGGGUGGGAGGAUCUUUCCAUCUCACCGUCGGGGAACGGUAACCCGUGAGCAUCUCGUGUGUGCUGACACCAGCGUGGCCGCGUGUGGGGGAGCUGCUCCCCAGGGCGCGGGUGGAAGGUGGGACGGCAGGAGGGGCUGCGCGCGGUUCCCGAGGGCAGUUCUGGGGGAGCAGAGCCCGCGGGAGCCUCGGCACGGAGUCCUUGAGUCAUUUCGAUUGGAAAGACCUCUAAGGUCGUAGAGCCCAACAGCUGUGAGCACAGUGCAUCCGUUUCAUCAGCAGGUGUGCGUGUCUGCGCUGCGUGUCGGUCCAAACACGGUGUGCGGGUGUGAGCACGGGGGUGUCUGUGCACCCCCAGAGUGUGGGUGUGUGCACAGGGGUGUCUGUGCACCCCCAGAGUGUGUCUGUGAGCGCGGGGGUGUCAGUGCACCCCCAGAGUGUGGGUGUGAGCGCGGGGGUGUCUGUGCACCCCCAGAGUGUGGGUGUGAGCACAGGGGUGACUGUGCACCCCCAGAGUGUGGGUGUGAGCGCAGGGGUGACUGUGCACCCCCAGAGUGUGGGUGUGAGCGCAGGGGUGACUGUGCACCCCCAGAGUGUGGGUGUGAGCGCGGGGGUGACUGUGCACCCCCAGAGUGUGGGUGUGAGCACAGGGGUGUCUGUGCACCCCCAGAGUGUGGGUGUGAGCGCAGGGGUGACUGUGCACCCCCAGAGUGUGGGUGUGAGCGCAGGGGUGUCUGUGCACGCCCAGUGCGGCUGUGGGUGCGGGGGUGUCUGUGCACGCCCAGUGCGGGUGUGAGCGCGGGGGUGACUGUGGGUGCAGGGGUGUCUGUGCACGCCCAGUGCGGGUGUGAGCGCGGGGGUGUCUGUGCAGGCCCAGUGCGGGUGUGAGCGCGGGGGUGUCUGUGCACGCCCAGUGCGGGUGUGAGCGCGGGGGUGUCUGUGCACGCCCAGUGCGGGUGUGAGCGCGGGAGCAGGUGUGCGCCGUGCACAGGCCGGCGCAGCGCUGGGCAGCCGCGCGUUCCGUUGGCCGUGGCAGAAGCGCGGCGGUGCCGGCCGGGAGCACCGUGGUCAGUGCCUGCGCUGUGCGGCGUUCCCGCCACCGCAGAGUUCAGUUCUUGGUGUCAGCCGUUCCCAUCCGAAGGAAAAGCCGCCUCCUGCGCGCUGCUGGCCCUGCCCCGGCUUCCCGCGCUGCGCCGCGGCUGGGGCCCCGUCCUGCGCUGCGGCUUACAGCUGUCUUGUCUUUGUUUUUUCUUUUUAAAGAAAAUUGUUUUAAACAAAAUCUACCAGUUUGUCUCAUGUACCAGAGUUCCCCAACUUGCUGUCACAAGUAGGAAUACAAAAGUGAUGCUAGAAUAAAGAAAACCUGACAAACGGG